This is a messenger RNA of Exophiala aquamarina CBS 119918, 1482 nucleotides long. RefSeq lists its product as uncharacterized. Lineage: Eukaryota; Fungi; Ascomycota; Eurotiomycetes; Chaetothyriales; Herpotrichiellaceae. The record is from RefSeq and is a predicted model, not a curated record. Gene Ontology annotation, biological process: macroautophagy. The transcript is spliced from 2 exons. Gene Ontology annotation, cellular component: fungal-type vacuole membrane. Bases 1 to 1482 code for a protein of 493 amino acids.
AUGAGAGCCAUUUCUAUCUUCUCCGUGGCCGCGGUUGCUUCGGCCUUCGUCAUCCCAGACCAACAAACCCUCGAGUCUCUGGCCAUUGAAACUCAGGAAGUUGACGACUCUGUCGAGCACCCUUUCUGGGACAGGGACCAUAAAGCAGAGUCUUUUUGGCAGGAUCUAGAGCAGGAGUUCACACAGACAGUUCACUGUGCAAAACACAAGUUUGCCGAGGUCGUGGACUCGGUCGAAGCAACCACUGUCAAGUACAGCGAGGACUUCCAGAGCGCCUUUGCUGGCGACGCCUGGCUCGACACGGCCGAGUAUGACCUUGACUUGACUGAGGAUGGUCCUCCUCACCAUGGCCCACCUCAUCACGGCCCUCCUGGCCAUGGCCCCCCAGGUCGUCGAAAGCCUCACCACCCACCCCAUGGUCCUCCAAAUGAGACCGUCUACGCACUGAUCUCUAAGAGCAAAUAUACCACCAAGCUGGCUGCUGCCAUCGACGAAUUCCCCGAUCUGGUGAAGCUCCUCAAUGGUACCAAAGCCAAUUACACUGUGUUUGCGCCUACCGACAAAGCUUUCGAAAAGAUCCCCAAGCAUGCCCCCAAACCACCAAAAGAAUUCUUGAAGAAGUUGCUCACCUAUCAUGUAUCCCCUGAAUUCUACCCCGCUGGCCGCAUCUUUGUUUCACGCACGAUUCCAACUGCCCUGGAAGCUGAGGCCAUUGGCAAAGUUCCUCAACGUAUUUCGACUCAGAUCGGCUUCCGCGGUCUGAGCUUGAAUUUCUAUGCCCGAGUAGUGGCCAUCGACAUCUUUGGAACCAACGGUGUCAUUCAUGGUCUCGACAGCAUUCUGCUUCCUCCCCCAAAGGCUGUGGACAUCCUCUCCGCCCUCCCGGGCGAAUUUAGUACUCUUGACCUCGCACUCCAAAAGACUGGUUUGUUCCCGGCCUUUAACGAUAGCUCGAGCCAUCACGGCGGAACCUUGUUUGCCCCAUCUAAUUUCGCUUUCAAGAAACUUGGUCCUAAAAUCAAUGCUUUCCUUUUUAGCAGAUUUGGAUUGAAGUAUCUCAAAGCCUUGGUUCUGUACCAUGUGGCAGAUGACGUCACCCUGUAUUCUGAUGCUAUCUACAAAGAAGACUCUGCAAAUGCCCCGCCUCAUCACAAGAUCCCGAAAAGCGUUAUCCACGUCGACCUGCCCACCGGCCUUGAAGACAAGAGCUUGAGCAUCGACAUCGCUCGUUACGGCAGGUUCGUCACCAUUAAGAUCAACGGGUUCACAAGAGUCAGUGUUCCAGAUGGUAUUGCCAAAGAUGGCGUCAUUCAUGUCCUCUCGAAUGUGCUCAUCCCACCCAGGACUCCAGGUGCCUCGAGUGUUGCAGAUGACAACAUGACAUUGGAGGAAUUCAAGAACAGGCUUGCGCCAUUCGUCGAAGACCCUCUCGAAGUGGAGGAUGAGUCCUCUGAAUGGAUUGAAUAUAAUCCUGAGUUAUGA